Molecule: messenger RNA, 1361 nt
Organism: Brassica oleracea var. oleracea
Lineage: Eukaryota; Viridiplantae; Streptophyta; Magnoliopsida; Brassicales; Brassicaceae
Product: uridine nucleosidase 1
Exons: 9
Coding region: 209-1216 (335 amino acids)
Biological process (GO): purine nucleoside catabolic process
Cellular component (GO): cytosol
Molecular function (GO): purine nucleosidase activity
Source: RefSeq, a predicted model, not a curated record
AGAAAAGCAAAGCUGGAUGGAUUGAAUCUUCGUCCUUUUAAAAAGUUUCUACCUUUCUGAGGUAUAUUUUCGCAUAAAGGUCAGGCCUUUUUGAUCUGAUUCGUAUAUACAAAUCAGGAAACAAACUGCCCACGGCGAUCGAUAAGAGUUUCAGUUGGGUUUAAAGUUCAUCCGCUGAGUUUUAACUUUUUGCCGAGAAAUCAAAAUUAUGGAGUUUUGCAACGGUGGGAUCUCAAACGGCGACGUUUUGGGUCUCUCUUCUAAACGCGAGAAGCUCAUUAUCGAUACAGACCCAGGAAUCGAUGAUAGCAUGGCGAUAAUGAUGGCGUUUCAAACACCAGAGCUGGAGAUAGUAGGACUCACUACCGUCUUUGGUAAUGUUUCUACGCAAGAUGCUACCCGCAACGCCUUACUCCUGUGUGAGGUUGCUGGCUUCCCUGAUGUUCCUGUGGCAGAAGGAAGCUCCGAACCCUUAAAGGGUGGGAUUCCACGUGUUGCUGAUUUUGUGCACGGUAAAAACGGACUAGGAGAGGUCUCUGUUCCUCUUCCUAGUAGAAAGAAAUGUGACAAAAGUGCAGCUGAGUUUCUAGUUGAGAAGGUCUCCGAGUAUCCUGGUGAAGUCACCAUCCUCGCCCUUGGACCUCUAACCAACCUUGCAAUAGCCAUCAAGCGAGAUAGUUCAUUUGCGAGUAAGGUGAAGAAAAUUGUUGUACUCGGUGGAGCUUUCUUUGCUUUGGGAAAUGUCAAUCCUGCAGCUGAGGCCAAUAUAUAUGGUGACCCGGAAGCAGCUGAUGUUGUGUUCACGUGUGGUGCUGAUAUAACUGUUGUUGGGAUAAACAUCACAACACAACUUAAACUAACAGAUGAUGACCUCUUAGCCCUGCGUGACUCCAAGGGCAAACACGCUAAGUUGUUAAGUGACAUGUGCAAGUUUUAUAGAGACUGGCACGUCAAGUCUGAUGGUGUUUACGGAGUUUACCUCCAUGACCCGGUCAGCUUUGUGGCUGUAGUACGGCCUGAUCUAUUCACGUAUAAGAAAGGCGUUGUUAGGGUGGAGACUCAAGGAAUAUGUGUUGGCCACACUCUCAUGGACCAAGGCCUCAAGAGAUGGAAUGGGAGCAAUCCAUGGGUGGGAUAUUCACCAGUAUCAGUGGCAUGGACGGUAGAUGUAGAUGGAGUGUUGGAAUAUAUCAAAGGCAUGCUGAUGAAGCCUUAAAAAAAUGUGAAUAUUUCAUUGGAAAUGACAUCAUCACAUUUAUCUCUCUGGUUCUAACUCGAUUCUCAAUUCAAGAUCUGUAUUUAAACUGUAUAAAUGCUAAAAUUUGGUAAAAUAAAAUAAAAGAUAUUUCCUCCGUUUUUUU